AUGGCAGUCGCCGCGGCCUUGUGCACCGUCGCCCUCUCCGCCGCCGCCGCCCUCCUCGCGGGUGGCGGCCCCCCGCUCGCGCCGCAGCGGCGAGCCGCCGCUCGGCCGCCAACCGCGGCCCGCCGCUGCGCCGACCCGCGGCUUUGUGGCAUCGUCGCCGUCUUUGACGACCUGCUGAGCGCAGAGGAGAUCAAGGAGCUGACCGUCGAGCUGACGCGGCGGCUGGAGCACCGCGGGCCGGACUCGGUCGGCUUCCACGGCGGCGAUGGCUUCGGCCUCGGCCACGCACGCCUCUCCAUCAUGGACCCCGAGGCGGGCAAACAGCCGCUGGUCUCGCAGGCGACCGGUGCGGCCGUCGUGCACAACGGGGAGAUCUACAACCACGCUGCGCUGCGGGAGGAGUGGGCGGCCGUGCGGACGGCGGCGGGGAAGGCUCCCUUCUCCUUCACCACCGGCUCCGACUCGGAGGUCGUCCUGCCGCUCUUUGAGGACCUGUCGCCGGCGGAGCUCGCCGCAAAGCUGGACGGCAUGUUCGGCGUGGUGGCGGCGUCGGCGGACGGCAAGGACUUCGUUGCGGUGCGCGACCCGGUCGGGAUCAAGCCGCUCUACCGCGGCUGGUCGCGCGACGGCGGCCGCGUCAUCUUCGCCUCGGAGCUCAAGUGCUUGGUCGGCGUCGUGGAGCACGCAGAGCUGGUGCCGCCGGGGCACGUGUGGACGCGGGAGCGCGGGUACGAGCGGUACUUCGACCCGGAGUGGCUGGCUCCCCUCUCGCGGCCCGACGCGCCGCCGCCGCCCCUCGGCACGCGCGGCACCGACCGAGUCCGCUCCAUCCUCAAGGCUGCCGUGCAGAAGCGGCUCAUGUCGGACGUCGGGUACGGCCUCCUCCUCUCGGGCGGGCUCGACUCGGCCAUCGUCGCGAAGCUGAUGUCGGAGCUGACCGACAUGUCGACCAUCAAGUCGUUCACCGUCGGGAUGGCCAACUCGCCCGACAUCAUGGCCGCGCGCGCCAUCGCCGACGUCUUCGGCACCGAGCACCACGAGUACAUCUUCACGCCCGAGGAGGCCUUCUCCAUCCUGCCAAAGGUGGUCGAGCACCUGGAGACGUACGAGCCCGAGCUGAUCCGCUCGUCGAUCCCAAACUACUUUCUCGCCAAGCUCGCCGGCUCGCACACCAAGGUUGUCCUCACCGGCGAGGGCUCGGACGAGCUCUUUGCCGGCUACCUCUACUUUCGCGACGCGCCCGACAAGGAGGCGCUGCACAAGGAGACGCUGCGCAUCUUCGACCACCUCGCGUCCGUCAACCUGCAGCGGUCCGACCGGAUGGGGAUGGCCCACGGCCUCGAGGCGCGCGUGCCCUUCCUCGACGUCGACAUGCUGCGCGAGCUGUACGCGGAGGUGGACCCGCAGUGGAAGAUGCACGAGACGGACGCGGAGGCCGAGGGCGGCGCGCGCAUGGAGAAGUGGGCGCUCCGCCGCCUCUUCGAGGGCGACAUCCCGCACGAGGUCCUCUGGCGCACAAAGGCCAUGCAGUGCGAGGGGGACGGCGUCGGCACCAACUGGGUCGAGCGGCUGCAGGAGAUGUGCGCCGACGCGGUGAGCGACGCCGAGUUCGCCGCGGCGGCGGAUCGCUUCCCGCUCAACCCGCCGCAGAGCAAGGAGGAGUAUUACUACCGCGCCCUCUUCGAGACUCACUUC
Emiliania huxleyi CCMP1516 is the source of this 1695-nucleotide messenger RNA. RefSeq lists its product as hypothetical. The transcript has 3 exons. The record is from RefSeq and is a predicted model, not a curated record. Gene Ontology annotation, molecular function: asparagine synthase (glutamine-hydrolyzing) activity. The annotation marks the transcript as partial. Lineage: Eukaryota; Haptophyta; Isochrysidales; Noelaerhabdaceae. Gene Ontology annotation, cellular component: cytosol.